This is a messenger RNA of Symbiodinium necroappetens, 612 nucleotides long. Lineage: Eukaryota; Dinophyceae; Suessiales; Symbiodiniaceae. The record is from the annotation of a GenBank genome assembly.
AUGGGGACCUGCGAGAGCACACCUGCCACAGGGACGGAGAUCAAGGUCGAGAAGCAUCCUGCCAUGACCGGCAUGCAGACUCGCACCGUGCAAAGGUUCGGGUGGAAGCCCGACAUGCCGGACCACCGCGACUUGCACGUGAAGUUUGGAGACGUCCAAGCCCCAAGCCAGAUCAAGAAGAAAGCGGAAGGGCAGAAGGAGCUCGUCGACCUCCGUCCGCAGAAUGGUGGCUUUCCCAUCUUCGACCAGGGGCAUCUCGGUAGCUGCACGGCAAACGCCUUGGCGGCUGCUUUCCACUUCACCCUUCACAAGAUGGAGGUGGAGAAUGGCAAGGACUUCGCCGACUUCACUCCGAGCCGCUUGUUCAUUUACUAUAACGAGCGCCUUGUGGAAGGCAGCGUGAACCAGGAUGCUGGGGCGAUGAUCCGUGAUGGCAUUAAGGUCAUGGCCAAGGUGGGUGUGUGUGCCCUGAGAGUGUUUGGAAGUACGACGAUGGCCCCGACUUCUUCAAGCAGCAGCCUGACUCCAAGUCCUACGAGAUCGCACAGAAAUGCAAGGUCAUUGGCUAUGCUCGUGUGGCACAAGAUCUCAGCCAGUUCAAGGCGUGCCUGA